UCGCUAUCUAAUCAACCAAGUCCAGAAAAUUACUUGAAUGACAAAGCAUACUCACUGCACGUCAGUACAAGUGAUCUUUGAGUAUUUUAUUUUAUUUUAUUUUGAAAUGAAAUUAGCAACUCUUUCAACACGGCGGAGUAAGAAAUGCAUAACCACAACAAGCCGGGAGUAAUGUGUGAGAAACACACACAGACUCGCGGCAUGCGCGCGUUUUAUUUUGAAGAUAACGUUUGUCACUUCCCGUUCCACUCCACCGUCGCCCUUCGUGCGCGCGCCCGCCCGCCCGCGGUAUUUAGGACUCAGCAGAGAAACAAGCGCCCGACGCCAAAGACGAGAGGAGUUGACGCUCGUGGAUUUUCUAUUUGUGUCGUCACAAGUGAGCGUCAAAUCGACUUAUUUAAAAACAAAAUGGAGCUGCUGCCUGAUGUGUGGAGACGGGACUACUGGCUUCCUCCAGGUGUGACCUGGGAGGACAUGGACAAGCUGGCCCCCUGGGAACGCCCGCUGCCCCGAGACCUCCUCGUAGCAGUGCCCCUGGCUUUGAGCUUCGUCGUCCUGCGUUAUGUGUUUGAGCGGUUCUGCGCCCCGCCCAUUGGCAGACGUUUGGGGGUCAGGAAUAGGUUGCGGGUGACUGCGACCCCCUCCCCUCAGCUGGAGUCGUUUUACAUGAAACAAAGCACGCGGCCAACACAGAGUGACAUAAUCGAUUUAACGUCGCUGUGCGGCAAAACCCAGAGGCAGAUCGAGACCUGGUUCCGACUGCGCCGGCGCCAGGACAAACCGGGUCAAACCAAGAAGUUUGGCGAAGCGGCUUGGAGGUUCUUUUUCUACCUAACAUCCUUUGUGGGAGGGCUGGCCUGUUUAAUCGACACCCCCUGGUUCUGGGACCUCAGGGAAUGCUGGAGGGAGUAUCCAGUUCAGCCCUUGCAAAGACGUCACUACUGGUACUACAUGGUGGAGCUGGGUUUUUACGGCUCCCUGCUACUCCGAAUCUCUGUGGACAUCAAGAGGAAGGAUUUUAGGGAGCAAGUAAUCCACCAUUUGGCCACCGUGUUCCUGCUGAGUUUCUCCUAUUGUGCCAACUACAUUCGCAUUGGCACUUUGGUCAUGCUCCUCCAUGACUCAGCUGAUAUCCUGCUGGAGUCUGCCAAGAUGUUUAACUACGGCUCUGGCUGGAGGAAAGUGUGUGACGUACUAUUUGUGGUUUUUACUGCGGUAUUCUUUUUGACUCGAUUGGUGAUUUUUCCCAGCAAGAUCAUCCACACGACCCUAAUACUAUCCAUGGAGACUUUCCAACCUUUUGCCGGCUACUACUUUUUCAACAUCCUCUUAAUGGUGCUGCAAGGUCUUCACGUCUUUUGGGCUGUAUUAAUAUUAAGGAUGGUCCCGAAAUUCUUGACAGGAAAGAUGGAAAAAGAUGAGCGCAGCGAUGAAGACAGUGAGCUGGAGGAGGAUAAAGAAGACGUUCAAGGGGGAGAAUAUAGUCCAACGCGAUGUCAAGACACCCCAAACUUCAAACUUCCCCCACUGAGUAACAACUGUGUCCUUAAUAAUCUCACCAAGCACAGGGCUUCAAUUGCAGAUAGAAUGCGUAAAGCUCAGUAGAGGUGA
Molecule: messenger RNA, 1611 nt
Organism: Syngnathoides biaculeatus (alligator pipefish)
Lineage: Eukaryota; Metazoa; Chordata; Actinopteri; Syngnathiformes; Syngnathidae
Product: ceramide synthase 2-like
Exons: 11
Coding region: 145-1605 (486 amino acids)
Biological process (GO): ceramide biosynthetic process
Cellular component (GO): membrane
Molecular function (GO): sphingosine N-acyltransferase activity; DNA binding
Source: RefSeq, a predicted model, not a curated record